Messenger RNA from Elaeis guineensis (African oil palm), 780 nucleotides. RefSeq names its product 17.3 kDa class II heat shock protein. Lineage: Eukaryota; Viridiplantae; Streptophyta; Magnoliopsida; Arecales; Arecaceae. The record is from RefSeq and is a predicted model, not a curated record.
CCCCCUUUUUCUCCUCCCAUCUCAAUCCCAACGGAAAGCACUUACCCCUCAAAUAGCAGAUCUUUUCUCAGGAGGUAGAGCGAGCGAGCGAGCAAUGGACGUCAGGAUGUUCGGACUGGAGAACCCUCUGUUUUCGACGCUGCAGCACUUGAUGGACGCCCCGGAGGAGAUGGAGAAGGCCUUCAACGCCCCCACCCGCACCUACGUCCUCGACGCCAAGGCCAUGGCCUCCACCCCGGCCGACGUCAAGGAGCUGCCGUCCUCCUACGUCUUCGUCAUCGAUAUGCCCGGGGUCAAGUCCGGCGAGAUCAAGGUCCAGGUGGAGGAAGACAACAUGCUCACCAUCAGCGGCGAGCGCAAGCGCGACGACGACAAGGAGGGCAAGUACCUCCGCAUGGAACGCCGCGUGGGCAAGUUCAUGCGCAAGUUCGCCCUCCCGGACAACGCCAACACCGACGCCAUAUCGGCCGUGUGCCAGGAUGGUGUCCUUACCGUCACCAUCCAGAAGCUGCCGCCGCCGGAGCCCAAGAAGCCCAAGACCAUCGAGGUCAAGAUCGCCUGAGCUAAAUCAAUAAGACGACCGACCUAGCUACAUACUAUUUGUGUGAUGUUUUCCCGCCGCCCCCAAUGUUGCUUCUGUUUCAAGAGUGCCGGUGUCCGAGUCCUUCUCAUCUCCGUGCAUGUUAUGUUGCGAGUAUGCGAGUCCUCUUUGGUUAGUUUGUGGUGUCCAUGAUCGUAGAAAUGAAAUGGCUUUUAUGGUUGGUUGAUGACCAGUACUAA